ACCAAGUUCCUCAACCCCAAUCUGCUAAAGUGUCUUGAAAUUGCAACUUUAAGAUUUAUAUGAAGUGGAAGCUGAAGAGAAUCAUUUCAUUGAGAGAGAAAAGCAAGCCAAAGCUGCAUAGUAAAAUAUUGAAACAAAGACAGUAAACAACAAAGGAGUCAUCAUCACAAAAUGAUAAGCAUUUGUAAAAAAAGACCCUGUUUCAUGUCAGACCUUAAAAGGUGCUUCACUAAAAACUCCUGUGAAAAUUUUAGAGGUUAAUGAGAUUGGAACAUAUCAUAGAAGUUACACACUUUCACUUAUCACUAAGUUUUUUCAAAGGAAAAAAAAAGGAGGGUGAAGCUUGCAAGUUAGUCAAAAAUGGGUUCACAAUCUGCUCCACCUAAGGCGAACCAGGAUGACUACAAGCUGAAAGACACAAAGCCGGUGCUCGGAGAACGGUGGCCACACGGAGGACAACGUGGCGGUAGCGGAUGGAUCUACACCGAGAGAGCAACAAGCACAUACGACCUUGUGGAACAGAUGUUUUACCUCUACGUUCGAGUCGAAAAGGCGAAGGACUUGCCUCCAAACCAAGUAACUGGAAGUGUUGAUCCUUAUGUGGAAGUAAAAGUUGGCAACUAUAAAGGGAAAACAAGACACUUUGAGAAGAAAAGCAACCCUGAAUGGAAACAAGUCUUUGCAUUCUCAAAGGACAAGAUACAAUCCUCUGUUGUUGAGGUUUAUGUAAGGGACAAAGAAAUGGUUGCUAGAGAUGAUUACAUUGGAAAAGUUGUAUUUGACAUGCAUGAAGUUCCAACGAGGGUUCCACCAGAUAGCCCUUUAGCUCCUCAAUGGUAUAGAUUAGAGGGUAGAAGGGGUGAACCCAAGGUGAGGGGAGAAAUCAUGCUAGCAGUAUGGAUGGGGACACAAGCUGAUGAAGCAUUCCCUGAAGCAUGGCAUUCAGAUUCAGCUUCAGUUCAUGGAGAAGGAGUAUAUACAAUAAGAUCAAAGGUUUAUGUUAAUCCAAAGUUAUGGUAUGUUAGAGUCAAUGUCAUUGAAGCGCAAGACAUUGAACCGCAGGACAAAAGCCAGCCACCACAAGCUUUUGUGAAGGCUCAGGUGGGACAACAAGUCUUGAAGACUAAGCUUUCACCGACGAAGACGCCGAAUCCAAUGUGGAAUGAAGAUCUUGUGUUUGUAGCAGCAGAGCCAUUUGAGGAGCAGCUUGUGAUCACGGUGGAGAACAAGUCUACGCCAGCGAAAGACGAGGUUGUUGGGAGGUUAUGCGUGCCAUUGAACAAGUUUGAGGUCCGGCUCGACCAUAGGCCGGUGCAUUCGCGUUGGUUCAAUCUUGAGAGGUUUGGGUUUGGUGUUCUUGAGGGUGAUAAGAGGCAUGAGCUCAAAUUCUCAAGUAGGAUUCACCUCAGAGUGUGUCUUGAAGGUGCAUACCAUGUGCUUGAUGAAUCAACUAUGUACAUUAGUGAUACGCGGCCUACUGCGCGGCAGCUCUGGAAGCAGCCUAUUGGGAUUCUUGAAGUUGGAAUACUGAGUGCUCAAGGCUUGCAGCCGAUGAAGACGAACGAGGGAAAGUCUUCAACGGAUGCCUAUUGUGUUGCCAAAUAUGGACAGAAAUGGGUGAGAACCAGGACAAUAACAGAGAGUUUCAAUCCAAAAUGGAAUGAGCAAUACACUUGGGAAGUUUAUGAUCCUUGCACUGUCAUAACCUUGGGUGUUUUUGACAACUGCCAUUUGGGUGGAGGAAGUGGAUCAAAAAAUGAUUCAAGAAUUGGAAAAGUGAGGAUUCGUUUAUCAACAUUGGAAAUGGAUAGAAUCUACACAAACUCUUACCCUUUACUUGUUCUUAGUCCCAAAGGAUUGAAGAAAAUGGGGGAAGUUCAAUUGGCGAUUCGAUUUACAUGCCUCUCUUUGGCUCACAUAAUCUACCUUUAUGGACACCCUUUGUUACCAAAAAUGCAUUACUUGCAUCCAUUCACAGUAAACCAGUUAGAUGGAUUGAGGUACCAAGCUAUGAAUAUUGUUGCUGUGAGACUUGGUAGAGCUGAACCACCAUUGAGAAAAGAGGUUGUGGAAUACAUGCUUGAUGUGGAUUCUCAUAUAUGGAGCUUGAGAAGAAGCAAAGCAAAUUUCUUUAGAAUUGUGUCCCUUUUUUCAGGUGCAAUUUCUAUGACUAGGUGGCUUGGUGAGGUUCAACAAUGGAAGAAUCCAAUUACAACAAUUCUAGUCCAUGUUCUGUUCUUCAUUUUGAUAUGUUACCCUGAACUGAUCCUCCCUACUAUCUUCCUCUACAUGUUCCUCAUUGGAAUAUGGAACUUUAGGUUCCGGCCGAGGCAUCCGCCUCACAUGGACACCAAGCUUUCGUGGGCGGAGGCAGCACAUUCGGAUGAACUCGAUGAGGAGUUCGAUACUUUUCCAACUUCUAAGGCACAGGAUGUGGUCAAAAUGAGGUAUGAUAGGCUAAGAAGUGUAGCCGGAAGAAUACAAACGGUUGUUGGAGACAUUGCAACUCAAGGUGAGAGGCUUCAAGCAUUAUUGAGUUGGAGGGAUCCAAGAGCAACAAGUUUGUUUGUGAUUUUCUGCCUUAUAGCUGCGGUGGCGCUAUACAUAACGCCGUUCAAGAUGGUUUCUGUUGUUGCCGGAAUAUUCUGGCUCCGUCACCCCAAGUUUAGAAGUAAGUUACCCUCUCUGCCUAGCAACUUCUUCAAGAGGUUACCGUCUCGCGCCGAUGGCAUGCUUUGAAGCAUGUAUAGUUUCUAGAAAUUCAGUACAGGACAGGGAUGCAAUUUGUUUUGGUAUGUAGUUCACUGCUUUUUGUGAUUAGUUACAUGUUUUGUUUUAGAACAAAUUCAUUAUGUAAUAGGUGGAAAUGGGAGAUCAAAGGUAACUAUGCUUUGAAGGCUCCAACACUAUGCAAAAGAGAGAACAUUUAUGCAGAUUAGCUUCUUUGUAUGAUUGUAUCAUUGAAUUAUCAUUUUUUUGGU
Molecule: messenger RNA, 2981 nt
Organism: Arachis duranensis
Lineage: Eukaryota; Viridiplantae; Streptophyta; Magnoliopsida; Fabales; Fabaceae
Product: FT-interacting protein 1
Exons: 3
Coding region: 361-2739 (792 amino acids)
Source: RefSeq, a predicted model, not a curated record